GCGCCUCUGAAUUCUACCGCUGUGCGCGGCUCCUUCAUCUCCCAUAUUUAGAUGGCGAGCACGGUUUGAAGAGGAGCUCACAAAACUCGCCUCAGGCUAGAUAACACCCGGCGAAUCGAUGUCAAGAACAACUUCUCACUGCCGGUACUCUUACUCUACUUGUUGAACCAACUCCUCAUUCAGUGCUUUACAUUUAAUCAGAUUUGAAACAAUAAUUUCUGAUUUAAUUAUCCGAUUUUAAUACAAAUGGACAAUUGAACUCUUAUUGAGUUUUUUUUCUUCUUCUUCUGUGGUGCUACUUGUAAAUAACAUAUAUAUUUUUUAUUGGUGAAUGUGUCCUUAAAAUGUCGUAUCAAUGCUUGCUCUUCUACAGGCAGAGCCUUCAACUAUGAUGAAUGGUAGUUUGUACGAGGAAACUUCCAACAGCCGUUCCAGCGUCGAAGUUGUUCAAUCAGCGAACACCGGUCCUCUUCACAUUCCAGCGAAGCGUGUUCAAGCUACCAGUCUGGCGGUAUCAGCGUACGGUCACUCCGAUUGCGGAGGUGUGGUGGAAGGAGCAGGAGGUGCCCUGGGGGGCGCAGGUACGGCGGGUGGGGUCAUACGCCACAGUCACCAUCAUCCCGCCACCCAACCUUGGGGUGCUUACGAGAAUCAUUCGGCGUUCGACAGUCACCCGUCACAGUACAACCAGUCUUCUCUGUGCAGAGAAAGCAUGACUCCCAGCUACUACUACAACGAUCAUCAUGCGAGGGCAGAUCGAAAGCCCCCCAUAAAGUUCUGGUCAAACACUUAUGACCUACCCAGUGCUGGGCCCAGCACUGUUGCAACUACGGACACUUGCCAAACUUUUGCUCCUCAGUCCUGGUGUAAUUAUGCACCUUAUUCUGGGAGGCAUAUGGAUCAUCACGGGGCCCAAUCAGUCACCUACCUCUCGACGGAAGACCGGGCACGGGCCCCUAUGGAUGGCUUUACACAUACGGAUAGCUACACCCUGAGGACUUUUGCUGCCGCAGAAAACCAUCCACAACCUACCUAUGUCCCAGCAGUUUCCGAGACUGUUGUAACAAACCCUUUGGAAUGGACGGGGAACGUCACGGUUCGUAAGAAGCGCAAACCAUACUCUAAAUUCCAAACCCUGGAGCUGGAGAAAGAAUUUCUCUUCAAUGCCUAUGUUUCAAAGCAAAAAAGAUGGGAGCUGGCGCGAAAUUUGAAUCUGACGGAACGCCAAGUCAAAAUUUGGUUCCAAAACCGGCGAAUGAAAAGUAAGAAAAACAGCCAAAGGAACAGCGAAAACAACCAAAACAAUAACAAUACGGUGGUGAAUGCCAAUGGCCAGACGAUAGCACAAUCAGUCAAAUAAAUCUUAAUCCAUGAUUUAAACAACAAACUAUAAAUUGUUGUUCUUCCCGAUGUCAUAAGGAAGGAGUUCCAUUUGCAAUAUGUGUGUGCUGUCGAACAUUGAACAUUCCACAUUACACCGGAAGCUGCACAUACUACCGUUUGCAAACGAUUAUCUAUAAAUAUGAUCUGGAAAUUAAUCUAGUUUGUUAAUGGUGUUCAUUCUAAAAUUUAAUUUCAUUCGAACAUUGGAAUAUUGAAUUUUCAACUUCAAGAUGUAAAAAGAGUACAAAAAAAAGUUAAACGUUUGAAAUUUGCAUAAGGUUUUCGUGCAAUGUAUAGAUUAUCCAAUAUAUUAAUCUGAAAAUAUAAUAAAAUGAAAGAAAGCAGAUUGGUUUUGAAUAAACUAGAGUGCUAUUAAAUAUAAUUAUCUACAGAACUUUUAAUAAAACCACAUUAUUUUUGAAUAAAUAUAAUUUUUUUUGAAUUUUUUAAUAUGUUGAUUCUAUAUAUAUGUGUCAUAUCUGAUUUCAAAAUAUUUAUAUAAAGCAAAUUAAUUUUUUUCAAGUUUUUUUCAACUUUAAUUGUUAAGUUUUAUAGCAAAUUUAUAUUUACGUUUAAUAGUUUUCAAGUUGAGGAAUUAUUGUUGUUUUAAUGUUCUAUUUUUAAGACAUGUGAUUUCAAAAUCAGCUUAAUCCAUUUUCAAAUAUGUAACUGAAUACACACACUGAAUAAAAAAAAAAAAAAUGGUAUUUAUGUAAAGAUUUGAACUAAAGCAUGCUUUUCAAUGAAACUUAAUUAUAUGAUUGUUUUAAAAUAGUUUUAAUUUGCAAAAACAUUUUAGUUUUUGAACACAAUAAAAUUAAUUAAGGUUUAACAGGAAAUAAUCUGUUAAUUAUGACAGGCAUGUUGAAUGCAACUCACAUUAUAUUGAUGGAGUAUAAAAAUUAAAUUUUUUAUUAAAUUUGUCAUUAAAUUAAAUUAAAUUUAAAUUAUUACUGUCAAUGAGUAAAAUAUUGGUAUUUGACAGAUAGACCAGUCAUUGUAUAGAGUACCUGGACAUUUAAGCAAAGUAUGAAACACGAAAAUUGUUAUACAGAGUGUUCUGUGAGGACCACUUUUAAUCUGUAUUUUUAAAAUUUUUAUCAAAAGCUUAAAACUAAAAAUUAUGCACAUGGGAGUCAGAAAUUAAAAUUUAAGUGAGGAGAAAUUAAAACGUUUAUGAAAUCUGGCAAACUUUAUUAGACAUGAGCAAAUGUAAUACGCAUAAAAAAGCUUUGAUUGAAGGUUGAAGCUUGAAAGCUUAUAACCAUCUUUCACCUUUUUAGAACACUCUGCAUACUUUGUCUAGUCAUUAUUUAGAAUGCCUUGGAAUAAGUGCUUGAUAUGUAAAAUGCUUGUUAAGCAAAAUUAGAAAUAAGAGAGUUCUUAUAUAUUUUGCCUAUGUUAUAUUUAACUAUAGUUUUUUUUAUUUUUUUUAAUUUUUUUUUAUCAUUCUACAGAAUGCUUGCAUAUUGUGGGAAAUAUUCAUACUUAGCCAUUCAAUUUUUGGCAUUCUAUACAAUGACUAGGGUUUGCUAUUGACUAUCCUAUUAAAUUAAUUAAAGGUAACAUAAAUUUAAACAGUAUUCCGGGUUUUAAAAAAAGGAAAGUAAGGAAAAGAACUAAAGAAAUUUAGAGAAAUAAUCAAAAUUAUCAGAAUUUCUGAUGUACGCUUAAAAAUUCGAAAUAUAAACUAAAAGAAAGCCUGAAAUUUCAAUAAAAAAUCAUAACAUUGAAUUAAGCUGGCAUUAAUAUCAAAGAUUUGGUUUGGAUCUAAUUCUUAAAUCGCUGACAAUUUCCGCCAAUAAAAACUGUCAUCAUUUUUUGCGUAAGUUUUUUCUGACAAAAUUAGGCAUUUCUUAAGAGAAUUUAUAUUACAAACAUUAAAUAAAAUUGUUAAUUAUCUCCUUAUGUUAAAACAUAUCAAUUUAAUUUAAUGAAUAAAUCCGUUUAUUCUAAAUCUAGAAUAACUAUUUAAAAUUUAUUGUCGAAAUAAAAUUUAAAACAAUUUAAGCACCAUUUUCGUUCAAAAUAUACCGUCUGGAAAUCACGAGAUGUGCUAUCAGUGGAGGUUUAUCUCGCGAUUUCCAAAUAGUAUUUUAUCCAUGAAAUCAUGCAAAUUAAAAGCUGGCGGUAUACAUAGAUACUGAUUAAUUGUUCUUAUUGUAAAUUGUUCUUAGUUAUAUUUAUUUCAUUUCUUUGAAGAAUAGUCGUAGAUUUGAAAUACGAUAUUUCACGAUUGGAAUUUGUAACAUAGCCUAGAAUUAGAAGUUGAAUGUCGCGCGGAAAGUGCAACAUUCUUUCAUUUUCUAUGUACCUUGUAUUUGCUUCAGUAUGUACAUAUUUUCGUUAUUUGUUGCAUAGUUAUGUACAUUGCAAAAUUAUUGUUUUCUAUUUUAUUAAUGUUUUCUCAGAGUUUUGUUUAA
Messenger RNA from Parasteatoda tepidariorum (common house spider), 3806 nucleotides. RefSeq lists its product as uncharacterized. Gene Ontology annotation, biological process: regulation of transcription by RNA polymerase II. Lineage: Eukaryota; Metazoa; Arthropoda; Arachnida; Araneae; Theridiidae. Gene Ontology annotation, cellular component: nucleus. Gene Ontology annotation, molecular function: RNA polymerase II cis-regulatory region sequence-specific DNA binding; DNA-binding transcription factor activity, RNA polymerase II-specific. The record is from RefSeq and is a predicted model, not a curated record.